AUGUCGAACCUUCGCGGUGACUUGGAUCCUUCUUUGGAUCAGUCGUUCGAGCAAAAAAUGCAGUACAUGUCCCUCAACGACUCGAAUCCACGGUACGGCCGCAUCAUGGGGAAGGCAGAGCCGGCGGUGCCCCCUUACCACCAGAAACAAAAAUCGAUGGGGGCCAUCGAAAGUUUCGUAGCAGAAGGACCGACCCAGCAGAAAUCAAACGAUUACACUUUGUAUGAAAGAAACAACAUCAUUGCCAGUUCUAAAUACGCCACUCCUAAACAAGUCGAGACCCUAGUACAGAAGCAAGUCGAAGAGAAUGAUAUUUACGUCCAGUGCGCUAAGCCCCAAGUACCCCCAAAUGCGAGCCCCACUCACUCUUUAAGCGGCUCAUCGCAACACUCCGGCAGCCCCCGAACCAGCAUGGCCAACCAAACCCCAGUUUACGAAAACAUCGACUACUACUCCACUCGGAACUACCAACCCCCUUACUACCACUCCAUGGAAAGUAACUACCGGAAAGCCCAGCCCCAAGUCCCCUCAAUCAACCGCAACAUCACGCGUGAUGGUGAGGCUUUGCCCGUUUACGAAAACUUGCAGUCUUUGGGGCAGAAAUCCAGCGGGGCUACGCCGGGGCCCCAAGUGCCUUCAAAUCAAGCACCGCCUCCAUACCCCACCCAAUCGUACCAACAGACGUACCCCCAAAUGCACAAAACGGUUCUCAAAGCCCCGUACUACCCCAGUUAUAAUAAAAAUUUGACUAAACAACAGCUGGAUGAAAUCAAUAGCAGUGAUUAUGUCUGUAUGACUGGGAAUAUCUCGCACACUUUGAGUACGAACGUGCCGUUUCAAACGUCCACUGCCAAAAACUACAAUAGAGAGCCUGGUACUGGCAUUGCCACUACGCCGUCAGUUUUGCCCAAAAGUCCGAUUGUGAAGGAGAAAGUUGAGGUGAGACCGCCACCGGUUCCGAGCCCCACGCCCAGCGCUUGUAGUACUUUGAGUGCUGGGAAAUUGAAAAUGAGUGGAAAGACUUUGUUGCCCUAUAAUGUUACACCGCCGAGGCCAAGGGGGCCCACGGAGGCAGAAAGGAAAAUUGAGGAGAUGACUAGGCAGAUUGAAGAGGAAAUGGAGAAGCAUGAGGAGGAAGGGGAAUAUUUUGGUAUUUGCCACACAUGCGGCGAAAAAGUGACCGGCGCCGGUCAAGCAUGCCAAGCAAUGGGCAACUUGUACCAUACGAACUGUUUUAUAUGUUGUUCGUGUGGUCGUGCCUUACGCGGCAAAGCUUUCUAUAAUGUUCAUGGAAGAGUCUACUGCGAAGAAGACUACCUGGUAAUGACUAAAUCAGAAAGUAGUCAAACGGAAAAUCCAAUAAUUAAUGAUGUUUUGCAGUAUUCAGGAUUUCAGCAAACUGCGGAAAAAUGUGCCAUUUGUGGCCAUUUAAUUAUGGAGAUGAUUCUACAAGCCAUGGGCAAGUCGUAUCAUCCAGGGUGUUUCCGUUGUUGCAUUUGUAACGAAUGCUUAGACGGUGUGCCUUUCACUGUGGACGUCGACAAUAAAAUUUAUUGCGUCAAUGAUUACCACAGGAUGUUCGCCCCGAAAUGUGCUUCGUGUGGCAAAGGUAUAACACCAGUUGAGGGUACAGAAGAAACCGUCCGAGUGGUCUCCAUGGAUAAGGACUUCCACGUUGACUGUUACAUAUGCGAAGAAUGUGGAAUGCAGUUAACUGACGAACCUGACAAGCGUUGUUAUCCACUUGAGGGGCGUUUGAUGUGUCGAAGUUGUCACAUUGAGCGCCUCCAACAUACCCCCAGGCAGAUGCAUCCUGUUGCUGCUACAUAUCAGUAUACGGGCUAAAAAUUACCGUUUUUAGGUUAGUCUUAGCCCACCAGAAACAAACUACUUAUUUUGCUUUUAUUAGGAAUUUAAUGUGCCAGGUUUGGUAGAUUGUGAGGGUGUAAUGAUGGUUCGCUCAUUUGAAAAGUAAUUAUUAAUAGGACGAGAGUAUAUUUGCUUUUAGUGUGUAGCUUUAAUCUUGUUAUUGUCGUUGGACAAGGUAGGAGGAACGCUAAAAGUGGUCUAGAGUUUUAGGAAUUGUUAUGUAAGUUAAAUAGUAAUUUUACGACCUAAAUGCUAAAUGUGAUUGGUUUUAAUUUUAAUUGUAUGAAACGCCAUGGUUUUAAUGGGUAUGAAGUCAACGAUGUACAGUGCAACCUUGAUUUUUCUGGAAAAGUUCGAAUGAUCGAGGUUGUACUGUAAUUAUUUUCCGAUUUCAUGUCCGCCUAAUUAACAAUUGCAAUUAAGUGUUUAGGUGUUAAGUGUAUAAACUUGUUCCUAAGGUAUUUUUGUAUUAUUUUUGUUGUAUGAAGCUUUUGCCUUUUGGCAUCUAAAACAAUUCAUUUUUAUACAAAGUUUAUUUAAAAUUUGCUAUGAAUUGCUGUGAUAUGUUUUAUUGACAGGACAAGCUUAUUGAUUUUCAUUCCAUUUAGUGUUUUUAUGCUUUUGUAUUAUAAUAAAUACAUACACAAAUU
Molecule: messenger RNA, 2519 nt
Organism: Tribolium castaneum (red flour beetle)
Lineage: Eukaryota; Metazoa; Arthropoda; Insecta; Coleoptera; Tenebrionidae
Gene: jub
Product: Ajuba LIM protein
Exons: 4
Coding region: 1-1845 (614 amino acids)
Biological process (GO): response to hypoxia; positive regulation of miRNA-mediated gene silencing; negative regulation of hippo signaling
Cellular component (GO): nucleus; adherens junction; transcription regulator complex
Molecular function (GO): transcription corepressor activity
Source: RefSeq, a predicted model, not a curated record